Molecule: messenger RNA, 1122 nt
Organism: Sceloporus undulatus (fence lizard)
Lineage: Eukaryota; Metazoa; Chordata; Lepidosauria; Squamata; Phrynosomatidae
Product: surfeit locus protein 4-like
Exons: 6
Coding region: 76-888 (270 amino acids)
Biological process (GO): Golgi organization
Cellular component (GO): endoplasmic reticulum-Golgi intermediate compartment; endoplasmic reticulum; membrane
Source: RefSeq, a predicted model, not a curated record
GGCCCCGCCCCCGUUAGGAAAGGGAAGCAAGAGAGCGGCGCGCGCGUGGGUGUCCGGACCUCGCCUCAGCCGACCAUGACGCCCAGCGGGGAUAUAAUGGGGGCAGCCGAAGACCUUGCCGAUCAGUUCUUGCGUGUGACAAAGCACUACCUACCUCACCUGGCCCACCUCUGUCUGAUCAGCACAUUCUUGGAGGAUGGCAUCAGGAUGUGGUUUCAGUGGAAUGAGCAGCGGGACUACAUCAACAUGUCCUGGGGAAGUGGCAUACUCUUAGCCACACUUUUUGUGCUUAUCAACAUGUGCGGGCAGCUAGCUGGAUGUGUGCUUGUCCUAGCCAGAAAAUUUGUUCCAUACGCGUGCUUUGGCUUAUUUGGAAUCAUCUUCAUGCAGACAAUUGCCUAUAGUAUCUUAUGGGAUCUCAAGUUUUUAAUGCGGAAUCUGGCCCUUGGUGGUGGUCUGCUUCUCCUACUUGCAGAAUCUCGUUCUGAGGGGAAGUCUAUGUUUGCUGGAGUCCCCACUAUGGAUGACAUCUCACCGCGACAGUACAUGCAGCUUGGUGGCCGGUUGCUCCUUGUCCUCAUGUUCAUGACACUCUUGCACUUUGAAAUUGGUGCUUUCACUAUUUUCCAGGACAUCUUUGGCAUGGCGCUCAUCAUUUUGGUAGCUGUUGGUUUCAAGACCAAGCUCGCUGCUCUGACCCUUGUCAUCUGGCUCUUCAUCAUCAACCUGAUCCAGAAUGCCUUCUGGAGCAUCCCCACCUACAGGCCCCUUCACGACUUCCUCAAAUACGACUUUUUCCAGACUAUGUCUGUCAUAGGUGGCUUGCUGCUUGUUGUGGCAUUGGGACCUGGAGGGGUUUCCAUGGAUGAGCAUAAGAAGAAGUGGUGAAAAUGGACUGUGAACAGGGUUCAGAGUGGGUUUGGGAGGGAAGGAUUGGGAGGGAAAAAAGGGGGUGGGGGUGGGGCAGGGAUAAACUACAGCUUUUAUAAACCCGGGUAGAAUUUUAUUCUCCUUUGAUUCUCUUAAUGGUUAUCAUAGUUCACGGUUGCCUUAUCAGGGUGGGAGAGCCUUUGCUUUCUAUCCUGUUUGAGACAUGUAAAUUAAAGCCGAAUUAUAUACAUA